This is a messenger RNA of Onthophagus taurus, 2654 nucleotides long. RefSeq names its product Adenosine deaminase acting on RNA (gene Adar). Lineage: Eukaryota; Metazoa; Arthropoda; Insecta; Coleoptera; Scarabaeidae. Gene Ontology annotation, molecular function: adenosine deaminase activity; double-stranded RNA binding; double-stranded RNA adenosine deaminase activity. Gene Ontology annotation, cellular component: cytoplasm; nucleolus. Gene Ontology annotation, biological process: adenosine to inosine editing; RNA processing. The record is from RefSeq and is a predicted model, not a curated record.
AAAAACUGGUUUGUUUUGCGAAAAAUUUUUGGUUCCUUGUCAUAUUGAAGGUUGGCAUUACGUUUUGGUGUCUAAUUUGUCGAUAAUUCAGACAACUGUCGACCGUUAGCGUGUUUCUUAUGUACGAAAACCAUUAAAAUUAGAAUAAAAUUAACUUUUUUCAGUGUUUAUUAAAUUAAAUCUUAACAACGUAGUUGUGUGUUGAAUUCGUUUCAUUCGUAACAUGGCAAAUGACCUGGAGUCAUUGUCCCACAGGAACGAUAAACGACCCUAUGAAGGAGAUAAUGCGAAACAAGUCAAGAAGAAAAAGCUUAAAACAUCAGUGGCAAUCACUGAUAAGAACCCAGUGGCCACCUUGAACGAACUUCGCAUGGGACUUAAAUAUGAAGUAUUGGAGCAAUCUGGCCCCCCUCACGCCCCUCUUUUCACCGUUUCCGUCGUCGUCGAUGGACAACAAUAUUUGGGUACAGGUCGUUCCAAACGUGUGGCUCGUUGUAAAGCAGCCGAGGAGGCUUUGAAGUCGUUCAUCCAAUUUCCAAAUAGCUGUAAAAUCGUCGCUCCAGUUAGUGCUAAUGCUAAAGUUGAUUUUACAAGUGAUGCUUUUGAAAAUAACCACCAACAAGCGGUCAACAAAACGGAGACGAUGAAACAAAGUGUCCCAAAAGGGGCUGUUAUGCUCAUUAAUGAACUUUAUCCGAAUAUCAAAUACGAAUGUACGGAGAAUAAUUCAGAUUUAUUUGCUAGGUUCAAGAUUAUUAUUAAUUUGGAAGGGGAAACUUUUGUUGGAACCGGUUCUAGUAAAAAAAUGGCUAAAAGUGCAGCUGCAACGGCGGCGUUAACAAAGUUAUUAUGCACUAAAGAAGGAGACGUCCCAAUUUUCGGUAACACACAAUUUAGACCAUCAAAAAUAAGUAGCGAACAACAAGAAUGGGCGGAUCGUAUUGGAAGGUUAGUAACAGAAAAAUUUACAUCGUUAAUGGUUUCCGAUCCAAUUCACAUCAAAAGAAAAGUCCUGGCCGGUAUCGUUUUGAGUCGUGAUAAAGAAUUAACCGUAAUUUCGGUAGCAACGGGUACAAAAUGCAUCUCAGGUGCGCGAAUGAGUCUCAGCGGAGCCGCUUUAAACGAUAUGCACGCCGAAAUAAUCUCCAGACGGUGUUUCAAGGUAUACCUUUUCAAUCAAUUAUUGCUUUUGGGGGAUGAAAAACGCCGCGAUGAAUCGAUUUUUGAACCAAAUCCCGGCGAAGGUGGUGGCUACCGGUUAAAAGAUGGUGUAGAUUUUCAUUUGUAUAUAAACACCGCUCCGUGUGGUGAUGCGAGAAUUUUUAGCCCCCACGAAGAUGCUAACGCUGUUGAUAGACAUCCCAAUAGAAAUUCGAGAGGUCAAUUGAGGACUAAAAUUGAAAGUGGCGAGGGUACAAUUCCCGUUAAAUCCCAUACUAGUUAUCAAGCUUGGGAUGCAAUUAUUCAAGGGGAACGAUUGCUCACAAUGUCCUGUUCGGACAAGAUAGCUCGGUGGAACAUUUUGGGUGUGCAGGGAGCUCUCCUUUCACAUUUCAUCGAACCGAUCUACAUCAAGACAGUGGUUUUGGGUAGCUUAUUCCACGAGUCGCACUUGUACAGGGCGUUGUGCGGAAGAGUUGCAAACACCCUGCAGGGUUUACCUCCGCCGUUCCGGUUAAACAGGCCAACAAUGUGCCUGGUGACGUCGUUCGAAACGCGACAUCCAACUAAAGCACCUAGUUUCUCAACCAAUUGGACGAUCGGGCAAGACGCCGUCGAAGUGGUUAACACAACUUCGGGUAGAACAGAUCACGGAACGUCACGAGUUUGUAAACAAAUAUUUGCGCAAAAAUUUGUUGAAUUGUGUCGUAGCGGCCUUACUUCUAUUACGGGGGUGCAUAACCAAAGGUUUAAUUGUUACUGUGAUGCUAAAGAUUCUUCAGCAACUUACGUGUCUGCCAAAGAACGUCUUUUGGAAGGAUUUUUAAAAGCGGGUCUUGGUAAAUGGAUACAAAAACCGAUGGAACAGGACCAAUUUGAGUUACAUUAUGAUGAUGAUGAACCAUUCAGUGUUAAUGUGGAUUUUAUGGAUCAAACUUUGCUCAGUACAUAAGUAUUUUAAGUCCUCGUGACUUAAACAACCUCCAAUUAGAAGCGUUUUCUUUACAACAACAAAAUUAUGUUAAAAAAAAUUAAAAUAAGUCGUACAUCUCACACUUUCGCGUAAAAAAUCUGAAGUAAAGUACAAAGAUAGGUCAUCUGUUAUUAUUAUUGUGUGAAGGAAGGUAUUAACUUGUCAGGAUACUUUAAAUUUUAAUUUACUUUAUUGUUUAGUAUUAAAAAAAAACUGUGGUUAGUAUUUAACGCAUUGAGCGCCAUGUGAUUACCGGUUUAAUCCAGCCCUAUGUAAUCCCAUGAAGCUCGAGUGUUAAUUAACAAAUCGUUAGGUAAUAAUUUAUUUAUUACUGCGUCUUUCACGUUCGUUUUAAGAACGAAGCGAUCUAAUCGCAUUUAGCUCCACCGGUAAGGUACCUAUUUAAUUUUUAAGAUAAACAUUUAGUUUAGUUACCCUCAAACGCCAUAAAAAUCUAAACAAAAUUAUAAACGAAUCUAUUGCAUUUAACGAAAACACGAAUAAAAACAAUUUGAUUUAA